Molecule: messenger RNA, 531 nt
Organism: Lichtheimia ornata
Lineage: Eukaryota; Fungi; Mucoromycota; Mucoromycetes; Mucorales; Lichtheimiaceae
Exons: 1
Coding region: 1-531 (176 amino acids)
Source: RefSeq, a predicted model, not a curated record
AUGAGACCUCUCUUCAUUCUAUUGGUGGCGGAUGACAAGAUUACCAACGUUGGCACAAGUCCUCUCUUCAUUUUGUUGAUGGUGGAACCGAUGUGGAUGACAAAGACUAUCAAUGGCGCAAGUCCUUUCUCUAUUGGCAUGAGCUCUCUUCAUUUUAUUGGUGGUGAAGCCGAUGUGGAUGACAAGACAAUCAACUGGCACAAGUUCUUCACAAGUCCUUUCUCUCUUGGCAUGAGCUCUCUUCAUGUUAUUGGUGGUGAAGCCGAUGCAGAUGACAAGGCUAUCAUUUGGCACAAGUCCUCUCUUCAUUUUAUUGGUGGUGAAGCCGAUGCGGAUGACAAGACUAUCAUUUGGCACAAGUCCUCUCUUCAAUUUGUUGGUGGUGAAGCCGAUGCGGAUCAAAAGGCUAUCAUUUGGCACAAGUCCUCUCUUCAUUUUAUUGGUGGUGAAGCCGAUGCGGAUGACAAAGACUAUCAAUGGCGCAAGUCCUUUCUCUAUUGGCAUGAGCUCUCUUCAUUUUAUUGGUGGUGA